AAUUACGCUGCGGCGUACAGACUAGUAGCUAAUUGGUUAGAUCUCGUGUACUGACCCACAUCCAUAUAUUGGUAGAAGGUUUCGACUUGCUCUUACUGUCUCAUAAUUCAGCAGCAUUAUACAUACGCCCGACCACAAACCAACCCCCUUUAAAAUGGAGAGAAAAAAGAAGAUAUUGUAUCAACUAGAUACUCCGUUCUCAGCAGUAUCGUGGCCAAACGUAGCCCUCGAAGAUCAAGAGACAAUCUUGGAAUUGUUAUGCACUCUUCUUGCGCCAUUGGGCCAGUAUCGCUCAGAAAAUUUCCAUCCAUCCAAAGGGAAACGUGACAGGAAACGGAAGCGCAAAUCACCAAAUACUCAAUCUAGAGAAAGUCUGCCUCCUCCGGCGCCAGAACUCCGAUCAUAUGUCGACAUCGGCUUGACGGCCGUAACGCGCCAUCUUCAGGAGAUAGCGUCAGAAGGGGAGAAUGUGGAGCAGAGUGAAGACAAGCCUCCCACCUCUCAAGAAACACAUACUCCCUCUUAUUCAGCUAUCUUUGUAGCCCGAUCCGGUCACCCAAACGCCCUCGAUGGCCAUCUCCCUCAGAUGGUAGCCGUCGCCUCCAAAUCGCAUCCCACCCGGGCACCCAUCAGGUUAGUAGGGUUAUCGAAGUCGUGCGAGGACCGCCUAUCCAAAUCUCUAGGAAUACCUCGCGUUUCUUGUAUUGGUAUUAAAGAUGGAAGCCCUAAUUCGAAGGCGCUGGUCGAAUUUAGCCGACAACACGUCCCUGUUGUCGAGAUACAAUGGCUAGAAGAGGCGAAACAAGCCAGACACAGGGAGACGAAUAUCAAUGUUAUAGAAACCUCUGUGGGUAGCAAGAAGCAGCACAGCCGCGGACCUCCUAGUUGAUAAUAGUAUAGUAAUUAAUACGUUCAUCAGCCGUACAGGAACAUAAUUGUUUAUCUUCGGACCUAUACACAUCAAUUAUAGGGGACCUUAGAAUAAGAGCGACGCCUUUUCUUACGGGUAUUUACGACUCUUUUUGAUGUGCAAGUCUGUUUGCGAUUAGGGAUUAGAUGGGUGCGUGCAUCUGCAGGCGCCAGUCUGGACCAUUGGCAUGUUUACCGCUCCUACCAACA
Molecule: messenger RNA, 1119 nt
Organism: Hypoxylon trugodes
Lineage: Eukaryota; Fungi; Ascomycota; Sordariomycetes; Xylariales; Hypoxylaceae
Exons: 3
Coding region: 155-889 (244 amino acids)
Biological process (GO): rRNA processing; intronic box C/D snoRNA processing; tRNA processing
Cellular component (GO): cytosol; nucleolar ribonuclease P complex; ribonuclease MRP complex
Molecular function (GO): ribonuclease MRP activity
Source: RefSeq, a predicted model, not a curated record